Clonostachys rhizophaga is the source of this 1737-nucleotide messenger RNA. Lineage: Eukaryota; Fungi; Ascomycota; Sordariomycetes; Hypocreales; Bionectriaceae. The record is from the annotation of a GenBank genome assembly.
AUGGACCAACCACCAGCGCCAGCGCCGCAGUCGGCCAAGGCACCAGUUGAGCAGCAGCAGAACCCUCAGAACUCCGGUCCUGCACCCCAGAUCGCCCCCAAUGGCCUUGGCCCUAUGGACCUACCCCAGAUUCCCAACCCGAACCUGAUGGAUCCCGAGGCUAUGGCUGCCAUCUUACCUACACAGCCUUUCAUCCCAGACCCUUCGAUGAUGGCCAUCCCAAUGCCUGAUCCCCAGAUGAUGGCAAUGCCUCUUAUGAUGGCAAACGGCAACACCCCUGCCGCCCCAGCUCAGCCCAAGGAAAUCAGCGCAGACGAUAUUGCACUCUAUGAUCGCCAAAUCCGCCUCUGGGGCGUGGCCGCUCAAGCAAAGAUCCAGAGUGCCAACGUGCUUCUCAUCACCAUGAGAGCGCUAGCCAACGAGAUUGCCAAAAAUCUCGUCCUUGCCGGCAUCGGCUCUCUCACCAUUCUAGACGACACAGUCGUUACCGAGGCAGACCUUGGUGCACAAUUCUUCCUAUCUGGUGUUGAGAACCCCGUUGGUCAGAACCGGGCCGCCGCCGCUCACCCUGCUAUCCAAAAACUCAAUCCUCGCGUCCAGGUUCACAUUGAUGCAGACGGCGUCAAGUCGAAGGGUCCCAGCUAUUUCGCAGGCUUUGAUGUCGUCAUCGCCACCGACCUCGAUUCGGACUCCUUCAACCUCAUUAACACUGCCACACGCCUCAACGGCAGAAAGUUCUACGGAGCCAGUACGCACGGCAUGUAUGGGUUUCUUUUUAGCGAUCUUAUUGAGCACGACUAUGUCAUUGAGCGCGAGGUGGGAAAUAUUGCUACUCAGCCGAAGCAGGAAACACGAACACGCUCUAUUAUUGAUGUGAAAACACGGAAAGAAGGCACGAAGAACAUGGAGUCUGUCACCAAGCGUGAACUCUUCUCCACUUGGUUCCUAGCCAGUGAUAUGGCCGGGCUACCAGAAGAAUACACCAAGUCCAAACGUCGUCUGAAGAGCGUUACCCCGGCAUUAUCCUGCUUGCGUGCCCUGUGGGAAUUUAUGCAAGCCAAGGGUGGCCAAGUACCCAGCAAUCGCGAGGAUCUUAAGAUGUUCACUCAGAUUGCCACUCAGAAACACAAAGCUCUAGGCCUGCCCAGCGAGACUCUCAGCUCUGAGUUUCUCCGUAGCUUCCUCCAGAACCUUGGCAGCGAGAUUGCCCCAGUAUCGGCAAUUCUCGGUGGCCAGCUCGCUCAGGACGUCAUCAACGUUCUUGGCCAGAAGGAGCAACCUAUUCAGAACAUGAUUAUCCUCGAUGGAAAUACCAUGGAGUCUCUCAUGUACCCGCUGCAUCCUGAGGGCGCGCUUGGAACCCUCCAACUUUCCCUCGCGUCCAAUGAACCUCUGAUCCCUAAUGGCGGUACCGGCGGCGACGUCAUGAUGGGAGUAGGGAUGGAUGGUAUGCCGUUCGAUCCCACCGCCAUGGCCGCUAUGCCAAUCCCCGAUGGCUUCCCUAUGGGAGGAGCGAUGAUUCCACCAGGCAUCUCUAUGCCAAUCAUCCCUGGCCAGAUUGUCCCUGUGCUAGGUCAGCAGCCGACAAAUGGCACGGGCGAACAGCUACCAACCGCCGACGCAUCAAUCGCGGCAGGCCACCCUGCAGGAACUGCUCCUCCAUCCCAACCUUCCACCGCACCCAAUGCAAGUUCCACCCAGGGCGAGACCGAACCACCCAAGGAAUCAUCUACUUAA